AAAAUAUCCUAAUGAAGUAGUUAGAAGAAAAAGAAUUAAGACAAAAGAACCAAAAAUUAUUGUAUUAAUGAGAGCUAUUGGUGUAGGAAAAUCAACAUUUGGAGAAAAAUUUAAGAGUUAUUUAGAAGAAAAAGGAUAUAAAGUUUAUCAACCAGUUAAAGUAUCUUUACUUCUCGAUGAUGAAUUAAAACUCUUUUGCAAAGAUCCAAAAAAUAAUGCUUUAUUUUUUCAAUAUACAAUUUUAAAUUUUUACAAAAAACAAGCUACAGAAAUUAAUAUGAUUGAUUCAUAUAAUUUUGUAAUACUUGAUCGAACACAUAUUGAUACUGAAGUUUUUACAUUAAUGAAUACUAAAGACGAAGAAGUUAUUGAUUUUUUAGACGAAAAUAUGAUUAAAAGACAAUGA
Racocetra persica is the source of this 406-nucleotide messenger RNA. The record is from the annotation of a GenBank genome assembly. Lineage: Eukaryota; Fungi; Glomeromycota; Glomeromycetes; Diversisporales; Gigasporaceae.